Messenger RNA from Elephantulus edwardii (Cape elephant shrew), 667 nucleotides. Its product is annotated as eukaryotic translation initiation factor 1A, X-chromosomal-like. Gene Ontology annotation, molecular function: RNA binding; translation initiation factor activity. Gene Ontology annotation, biological process: translational initiation. The record is from RefSeq and is a predicted model, not a curated record. The transcript is spliced from 7 exons. Gene Ontology annotation, cellular component: cytoplasm. Bases 1 to 435 code for a protein of 144 amino acids. Lineage: Eukaryota; Metazoa; Chordata; Mammalia; Macroscelidea; Macroscelididae.
AUGCCUAAGAAUAAAGGUAAAGGAGGUAAAAAUAGACGCAGAGGUAAGAAUGAAAAUGAGUCUGAGAAAAGAGAGCUGGUGUUCAAGGAGGAUGGCCAAGAAUAUGCACAAGUAAUCAAAAUGUUGGGGAAUGGACGAUUAGAAGCUAUGUGUUUCGAUGGUGUGAAAAGGUUAUGUCACAUCAGAGGAAAACUGAGGAAAAAGGUCUGGAUAAAUACCUCAGACAUCAUAUUGGUUGGACUCAGAGAUUAUCAGGAUAACAAGGCUGAUGUCAUUUUAAAAUACAAUGCGGAUGAAGCUAGAAGUCUGAAGGCAUAUGGCGAGCUUCCAGAACAUGCUAAAAUCAAUGAAACCGAUACAUUUGGCCCAGGAGAUGAUGAUGAAAUCCAGUUUGAUGACAUUGGUGAUGAUGAUGAGGACAUUGAUGAUAUCUAAACUGAACUCAACGUUCAACAUUCCAUUUCCUCUGAGGAUUGUCAUUCAGUUUGGAGUUUGGCCUGCUGUGGAAGAUUAAAAUCUCAUUAGCAUGAAUGCAAUUUGUUAAAGCAGACUGAUUUAUUUUUAAGGCAUUGGUGUUUUCUUUAAAAACAGGUAAUAUUGAUUAUCUUAUGUGAAAUAUUAAACAUUCUCUGUUCUUUUGGUGUAGUGGAGCUUAUGGAUAAAAGAC